CGACGAUCGACGCGGCGGCGCGAUCGACGCGCGGCGCGGCGCGGCGCGGCGCGGCGCGAAAACCAGCGUCCGUCGCGUCGUCCGGACCGCGCUCGACGACGCGACGGAGGCGCGGCGACGGGCGCGAGCGACGAUGCGGGACGACGACGCGAUGGGCGCGACGCGACUCGCGGACGCGCUCGCGGACGCGGUCGAGGACGCGAGCGCGAGAAACGCGGGCGGGGGGGGGGGACGCGCGGGACGCGCGCGCGCGAAGACGAAUGGGAAGAGCGCGCGACCGAGGUUGAACGACGCGGGCGCGCACUUGAGAGUGCUGCUGGCGACGGACGACGCGCACACGCGAAAGAUGGUGGAAUCGAUGCUGCGCGAGCUCGGGGUGGAGGUGGUGGCGGCGACGAAUGGGAACGAAGUCUUGGACGUCUUGCGGGGGGCGCCGAAGAGCGCGAGGGAGGACACGUCGGUGGAUAUGAUUUUGCUCGACGUGUUGAUGCCCGAACUCGACGGGGAAGUCGAACUGGUGGAGGCGUGUAAGGCGAACGAAACCCUGCGCGGGGUGCCGAUCGUCAUCAUGUCCACCGUGGACGAGCGCAAGGCGUGCAAGACGCGAUUUGAAAAUUCGGGCGCCGCCGGUUUCUUGACGAAACCGGUGAACCGCAUCGAGUUGAAGGAGAGCUUGGCGCACACGCGGGCGUUAAAAAGCCACGAAAGUGGUAGCGUUGAAGGUGAGGGUUCGGGUUCGGGGAACUGCAUGGAUCCAAACGACAACGUCGGCGGGAGCGCAAAGUCGUCGCUCACCAAGCUCACGAGCAGGGAAAAAGUCGCGGGGGGCUCGGGCGGUGGGCAAAACGAUUCGGGGAGCGAUAAUCAAUACAACGAAAAACCGCUCACGAGACGCGCCGAAGCCGAAGCGAUCGAUCGAUGGGCCAGUCGCGAGGGUGGGUCGGGAGACUGCGGCUCGGGCGGCUCGGGUCAAGGCACGGGAAGCGGUAGCGGCUCCCACGAAGGCUCGGGGUCGGGCCAGCGUGAUCCAAACGACGGCGAAAAGUUCCGCGGCUUGAGCGUGCAACUCAUCAAGGCGCACGGUGGGGCAACGACUAUGCUCGAACUCUCUUUACCAGAGCACGCGUCUGAGCACGUCGUCGUUCGACGAUCAAACUCGCGUUCGGCGUUCAAGGGGUUUCAAAACUACCUUAAGAACGAAAACAAGGAUACCGCGGUGCAAAUGAUGAGCGUUGACUUGACGCAGCAGCAUCACUCGUUUUAUGAAGCGUCUUCCAUGAUGCCACCGUCAGAUUUCGCCAAAUUUUACGGACCGAUUAUGCCGAAGAUGGAAAUGCCCGUGCCGCCGCCGAUGCCGCCGUACGCCGAUAUGAACCAAUUCUCCGCCGCCGCCGCCGCCGCCGCCGCGGUGGCGGCGUCUUCGGUCGACGCUUCAGUGAUGGAUCAAUCGUAUAUGGCGAAUCCGUUUUUCAACGUUUUACAAACUGCGGCCGAUCACACCCAGCAGACGAGCUCGAGCCAAGCCGCCGAGCAUCGCGCCGCGGCGAUUCGACGCUUUUUGAAGAAGCGCAAGGAAAGGAACUUCGAAAAGAAAGUUCUUUACCCUUCGCGACAAAAGCUCUCGGAAUCCCGUCCUCGCGUUCGCGGACAGUUCACUCGAAACAACGAUGAAACGACGACGACGACGACGACGACUGAAAACGUCUCAAACGGAUCGGACAACAAACCAAAGUCGAACGAAACCAACGCGAGCGAGGCGAACAAGGUCGGCGAAGUCGAAGGCAAGGGAGUGGACGAGUACGGUCACGGCUCGAACGAAGGUUCGAACGAAGGUUCGAAAGAAGGCUCCCGAAGUUCUUCCGGCGCCGAAGGCGAAGGCUCCAAGUAAAGGACACAAUUUUCUCAAUACGUCUCAAGAUAACAGAUUAAUUGUACCACACACCACACACCACCUUCCACUGGACAAUUUCACAUUGGCGAGAUUCUACUUUUUAAUAAUAUGUACGAGUACACAAGCU
This is a messenger RNA of Ostreococcus lucimarinus CCE9901, 2018 nucleotides long. RefSeq lists its product with no specific name. Gene Ontology annotation, biological process: phosphorelay signal transduction system. The transcript has a single exon. The record is from RefSeq and is a predicted model, not a curated record. NCBI's taxonomy places the organism in Eukaryota, Viridiplantae, Chlorophyta, Mamiellophyceae, Mamiellales, Bathycoccaceae. The coding region runs from base 152 to 1888 and encodes 578 amino acids. Gene Ontology annotation, molecular function: protein binding.